AUGAACUAAAUAAAUUGUAAACAUGAUCGUUGUCCUUGUUGUAAAUUAUGAAGAAUUUGGCAGAAUGAGUUUGAGGUUCAAAGAAGUGAUCGACUCAGAAUCGGAGACGAAGAUCCCUCGUCCUUUAGAUUUAGGGAGGCGACAGACAUUGGAUCUCGGAAACGGAAGCGAAAUCGUCUAUAUUAGCAAGUUCGUGUCCUCUGAUCAGGCUUGGACCUGGUUCGAUUUUCUCAAUCAACACAUUCCAUGGACUAGACCGACGAUUCGCGUCUUCGGUCGCUCCGUCGUCCAGCCUAGAGAUACUUGUUACGUUGUGAAUCCUGGAUUGACGACGUAUAGUUAUAGUGGGUAUAAACCUCAUGCCUAUACUUGGGAUGAUUUUCCUCCUCUCAAGGACAUUUUGAAUGCUGUUCACGAAGCUCUACCGGGGAGUAGUUUUAAUAGCUUACUCUUGAAUAGAUAUAAAGGUGGAAAUGAUUAUGUGGGUUGGCAUUCUGACGAUGAAAAGCUUUAUGCAUUGAACCAGGAGAUUGCUUCUGUAUCAUUUGGAUGUGAGCGAGAUUUCUUGUUGAAAAAGAAGUCCAAUAAAACUUCUCAACGAAGGAACGAUGAAGAACCUCCAGCCAAGAAAUCAAAGAAAAGCAGUGUGGCUGAUACACACUCUUUUGUUCUAAAGCAUGGUUCGCUUUUGGUUAUGAAAGGCUACACUCAACGAGAUUGGAUGCAUUCAGUGCCUAAGCGCCUCAAGGCAGAGGCAACCCGCAUCAACCUUACUUUCAGAUCAAUGCAAGGGGGAAGAGCUCCACUUUCUAACUUGGCUCAUCUAAUAUGGCACGUUUCAAGAUACAUCUUGAAUAUGACUCUCCAUUGCUUUAGAGGUGGAUUUCUGACACGACUAUGGAUGUUGCCAUUACGGAACUGGGACUGCCCAUAGGGCUAUAGUGUUAGGAUCA
Cucurbita moschata (crookneck pumpkin) is the source of this 953-nucleotide messenger RNA. RefSeq names its product DNA oxidative demethylase ALKBH2. The record is from RefSeq and is a predicted model, not a curated record. Gene Ontology annotation, biological process: DNA repair. The transcript has 6 exons. Lineage: Eukaryota; Viridiplantae; Streptophyta; Magnoliopsida; Cucurbitales; Cucurbitaceae. The coding region runs from base 23 to 934 and encodes 303 amino acids.